AUGAAGGUAACUGAAGAUCAUCACAGAGAGGACAGGGCGACUGAAGAUCAUCAGAAAGUAGAGUGGGCGACUGAAGAGCAUCACAGAGAGUACAGUGCAACUGAAGAGCAUCACAGAGUGGAAAGGGCAACUGAAGAGCAUCACAGAGAGGACAGAGCGUCUGAAGAGCAACACAGAGUGGACAGGGCGACUGAAGAGCACCACAGAGUGGGGCGGGCGACUGAAGAGCAUCACAGAGAGGACAGGAUGACUGAAGAACAUCACAGAGAGGACAGGGCAAGUGAAGAGCAUCACAGAGAGGAAAGGGCAACUGAAGAGCAUCACAGAGAGGACAUGGUGACUGGUGAGCAUCACAAAGUAGAGGGGGCGACUGAAGAGCAUCACAGAGAGGACAGGGUGACUGAAGAACAUCACAGAGAGGACAGGGCGACUGAAGAGCAUCACAGAGUGGAAAGGGCGACUGAAGAGCAUCACAGAGAGGACAUGGCGACUGAUGAGCAUCACAAAGUAGAGAGGGCAACUGAAGAGCAUCACAGAGAGGACAGGGUGACUGAAGAACAUCACAGAGAGGACAGGGUGACUGAAGAACAUCACAGAGUGGAAAGGGCGACUGAAGAGCAUCACAGAGUGGAAAGGGCGACUGAAGAGCAUCAGAGAGAGGACAGGGUGACUGAAGAACAUCACAGGGAGGACAGGGCGACUGAAGAGCAUCAGAGGGGACAGGGCAACUGA
This is a messenger RNA of Mercenaria mercenaria, 732 nucleotides long. RefSeq names its product histidine-rich glycoprotein-like. The record is from RefSeq and is a predicted model, not a curated record. Bases 1 to 732 code for a protein of 243 amino acids. Lineage: Eukaryota; Metazoa; Mollusca; Bivalvia; Venerida; Veneridae. The transcript has a single exon.